AUGGCAACGGCGACAACAGUUACUACAACUACUAGCUCCUCUUCUCUUUGCCACCACCGUACCAAACCCACUUCUUCAAGAUUUCGAAUUGGGUCCGCCUUUUUUAAGUUCAGUAGGAAAGCAUCGGCAGCAGCACCCAUGGCGGCCACCGCCACCGUCAAGGUAACGCCUGCCGUCAUAGUCGGCGGGGGCCGGGUGGGCCGGGCCCUGCAGGAGAUGGGCAACGGCGAGGAUGUGCUGGUGAAGCGGGGCGAGCCCGUUCCGCUGGAUUUCGCCGGCCCCAUCUUGGUAUGCACAAGGAAUGACGAUCUCGACGCCGUCCUCGACUCCACUCCUCCUUCCCGCCGGAGCGAUUUGGUUUUCUUCCAGAAUGGAAUGCUGGACCCAUGGUUUCAGAGCAAAGGUUUGGGUGAUGCAGACCAGGUUUUGGCAUACUUUGCUGUGUCAAAGCUUGGUGAGCCUCCUAUUGAUGGGAAAACAGAUACUAAUCCAGAAGGGUUGACGGCGGCUUAUGGAAAAUGGGCAUCUGCAGUGGCAGCAAGAUUACAUGCCGGGGGCCUCUCCUGCAAGGUUCUUGACAAGGAAGCAUUUCAGAAGCAGAUGCUGGAGAAACUCAUAUGGAUAGCAGCAUUCAUGCUAGUAGGAGCGCGCCAUCCCGGUGCAACCGUAGGUGUUGUUGAGAAGGAAUUUCGCUCGGAGGUUUGUAGGCUGAUUGCAGAACUAGCAUCCGCAGCAGCAGCUGAGAAAGGGACAGUUUUCGAAGAUGGGAUAGAGGAUAGACUCUGUGCUUAUUCUCGGGCUGUCGCUCACUUCCCAACAGCAGUCAAAGAGUUCAAGUGGAGAAACGGCUGGUUCUAUUCACUUUCUGAGAAGGCGAUUGCACAAGGGAAACCGGAUCCAUGCCCGCUGCACACGGCAUGGCUGAAAGAAAUAAAAGUUGUUUAAAUUUUGAUCACCCAGAGAUGGAGUAGCAGCCACCUUAAAUCAUUCUGAGUUGAAUAAUGUUGCUGGUUUCUGAUAUUUUGUUGGCAAUGUGUUGCUUUGCUUGGAACUUCUUCCAAAUUGUCACAUUAUCUAUCAUUCAUGCUGCUUGCCUUCCCACA
This is a messenger RNA of Diospyros lotus (date-plum), 1103 nucleotides long. RefSeq lists its product as uncharacterized. The transcript has 5 exons. Bases 1 to 945 code for a protein of 314 amino acids. The record is from RefSeq and is a predicted model, not a curated record. Lineage: Eukaryota; Viridiplantae; Streptophyta; Magnoliopsida; Ericales; Ebenaceae.